AUGGAAGAACUCACAGCCUUCGUUUCUAAAUCGUUCAACAACUCAGGAAAGAGUGAGAAAGACAAACACAGAUCAGACAACGACAGUCACCGGCCAGCGACUGAUAACCAAACCAAUGAAUCUUCGAAAGAAAGAAAUGAAGCGGCUGAUGACAAAUUACACCUGGACAAACAUGAAGUUAUCUCUCAUACCGAGCAUGUAGAUUUAGAUGACGUUAGCCGAGACCAGGAGAAUAUGACGGACAUUGUGAUAAUUGAAGAUGAUAGAGACGGUUACAUGGCAGAUUACACGGGUAAGACAUACAUAUUUUGUCUCAUACUCCACGGAACACUUAGCGAUGUAGUGAAGCAUACUAACAUACCCGCUUAUAUGUCUUCAUGGGUGUACACACAUAGUGACAUGGUGGUGCUGACUGACGUACCCGCUUAUAUGUCUCCAUGGGUGUACACACAUAGUGACGUGGUGGAGCGGACUGACAUACCCUCUUAUAUGUCUCCAUGGGUGUACACACAUAGUGACGUGGUGGAGCAGACUGACAUACCCGCUUAUAUGUCUCCAUGGGUGUACACACAUAGUGACAUGGUGGUGCAGACUGACAUGCCCGCUUAUAUGUCUCCAUGGCUGUACACACAUAUUGACGUGGUGGAGCAGACUGACAUACCCGCUUAUAUGUCUCCAUGGGUGUACAUACAUAGUGACAUGGUGGUGCAGACUGACAUGCCCGCUUAUAUGUCUCCAUGGGUGUACACACAUAGUGACGUGGUGGAGCGGACUGACAUACCCUCUUAUAUGUCUCCAUGGGUGUACACACAUAGUGACGUGGUGGAGCAGACUGACAUACCCGCAUAUAUGUCUCCAUGGGUGUACACACAUAGUGACAUGGUGGUGCAGACUGACAUGCCCGCUUAUAUGUCUCCAUGGGUGUACACACAUAUUGACGUGGUGGAGCAGACUGACAUGCCCGCUUAUAUGUCUCCAUGGGUGUACACACAUAGUGACAUGGUGGUGCUGACUGACGUACCCGCUUAUAUGUCUCCAUGGGUGUACACACAUAGUGACAUGGUGGUGCGGACUGACAUACCCUCUUAUAUGUCUCCAUGGGUAUGGUUUCAAAACAGGAGAGCCAAAUGCCGGAAACAAGAAAACCAGAUGCACAAAGGUAAGUUAAUUAUGUACACGGCGCGACGUUUGGAUACUUGUCGGGUUGCCCCCUACGUCAAUAUGGGAGCAGUACGCAUGCCAUUUGACCGAAUCCAGGCACAUUUACAUUUGAAUGGAAGUACUGCUAAUACCAUGGUAACAGCUGCUUCAGCUCCCACGUUCGUCACGCCAGCACACUCGAUGAUGAUGUUUCAACACCCAGCAUUCCCGGUCACUAUGGCGACACUUCUUGACACCGCGAAAACUGCUAAAAGUUCCAGCAUUGCCGAUCUCCGUCUAAAAGCUCGAAAACAUACAGCCGCACUUGGCAUCGGUUUAUGA
Molecule: messenger RNA, 1482 nt
Organism: Saccoglossus kowalevskii
Lineage: Eukaryota; Metazoa; Hemichordata; Enteropneusta; Harrimaniidae
Source: RefSeq, a predicted model, not a curated record